Molecule: messenger RNA, 2012 nt
Organism: Ruditapes philippinarum (Manila clam)
Lineage: Eukaryota; Metazoa; Mollusca; Bivalvia; Venerida; Veneridae
Product: trace amine-associated receptor 4-like
Exons: 1
Coding region: 279-1394 (371 amino acids)
Biological process (GO): neuropeptide signaling pathway
Cellular component (GO): membrane
Molecular function (GO): neuropeptide receptor activity
Source: RefSeq, a predicted model, not a curated record
ACACACAAUAGACGAAUAAAAGAUACGCGAUAUUUGGUAUUAGUUUCAGUAACAUAACCUAAGAUGUACGCAAUUGUAAACUGUAAUCAUUUUACCAACUAAGCCAUUUUGAUCUAAAGUCAAGAUGGGAACGAUGGUGUUAACAAUUUAAGAAAGAUUCACAUAAAAAUAACUGUUCUUCUGAAAAAAAGAUAGAAUCUAAACAGUGAUUUUCAUUUUUAUAUUUAUUUUAUAAAUAUAAUUAAGUGAUUCGGAAUUUGUUGAUUACAAGCUAGGAAAUGAAUAGAUCUGUGACCAUCGAAGAAUUAAAUGCAGAAGAAGUGAAGCUUCUGACGCCGUUGUUAGUGUUUCUCGGAAUAAUAGCUAGCACUGGAAUUCCAGGAAACAUAAUCGUCUGCUUAGUUUAUAGAGUGACGUCAAAGAAUUCUGUUUCGCGCUUUUUCAUUUGGUGGCUGGCAGUUAUUGAUAUUAUCAGUUGCUUUGUGCUAUUUCUAGAAAUUGUGAACGUUGUGAAGCAGUAUACCUACACGAACACGUGGUUAUGUAAAUUCACAAUUUUCUUCACCAUUUGGCCGGUUAUAACUUCCGGUUUUGGACUUUGUCUUAUCAGUAUUGACAGAUUCCUAAGGGUAUGUAAACCACUAAAGAAGCAAAUCAGCCAAAAGAGGGCAAAGUUAAUGUGUUUAGCGACUGUUUUUAUUGCUUUAGCAUUUUCAUGGCCAUCACUUAUUCUGUUUGGAACGUAUACAAAAGAAUUUUCAGACCACAACUUAACCAGUAGCACGUGUACCAUACAGAACGAGUACCAAGGCACAACUUACGCCCUUAUUUACAAUGGAUUCUUGUGGAUUCUGUUUGUUUCUGUUCUAAUUUUCCUUGGUGUGUUUUACGCCAUGAUUGGCAAGAAAAUCUUCACACAGCUGGGGCGGCGUAUUUCAACGUCAUCAAUCUGUGAUCAAAGCAAAGGAAAUGACAACGUUUCCGGCGAUGACGUCACAACGGAUACAAGCUUUGUAGCCGUAAAAUCAAGGCAGAACUUAUUCAGGGAGCAUAGUACCAUUUCUCGAAAAAUGUCAACAGUAAGCACUGGUACAAAAUUACGGCUUACAUCCCAAAGACAGGCUAAAGCAAGGAAAUCUGCAUUAGUUAUGUUUUUGAUUUCGUUUGUGUUCGUGGUCAGUUUUCUUCCGUACCUAAUUCUAAGAAUGAAAGAAGCCUUUGAUGCGACAUUUGUACAGUCAAUGUCGAAUAUUGGAAGAGCUUGUUAUAAGUUUUUCCUACGCACUUAUUUCUUGAACUGUGCCAUCAACCCGUUUAUCUACUGCGCAUUUGCGGCCACAUUUAGACAAGAGGUGCGCGCUCAUUUUAGACGUCUUUUUAGCAAAUUAAGAUAGAUUUCUGACGUUAUAAAUAUUUUAACAUUUCGGAAUCAAGUAAUUGCAUUUCAUACUAUCAUUCUAAUUUAAUUUGAAUGGCUAUAACUAGGCAUUAUUCAUUUUGUUACUUAUUUCUUGAAACAUCGUUCAUUACAAAAUUGCCUCCGUUUUUACAGUUAUGCAAUUCAUAUAUUUGUCUCAAACGUGCAAUGAAACUGUUGCAUAACUGUUGCAUAACAUAUCGGUUUGCAAUAAAAAUCGUAAACAACAAUGAAAUAGCUCUAAACAGAGAAAUGCAUAUUAAUGUAUAUUACAGUUAAGGCGCUUGUCAACACUUUAUGCGGAAACUAUCGGACAUUAACGAAAGUACUACGACUAUAAGACAUGAAUUCCGACAAGAACAUUUUAACAAACAAGUAAACACCUACAUUUGAUUAACAUAUUUUAAAAGCAUGUUUAUGGUGGAUUUUAAUGCCAAAUUGUGUUAGAAUAAGGUGCCGCACGCGGACCCGAAAAUAUUAAUAUAGCCAGCAAAAUCACUACUUCAACUAAACUAAACAUGCGCUGCUUUUUUGAUGACGAACCUCAUUUGUCCGAAUUUGUUGAAUUAAUACCGAAAUAAAAGCUAUUCUCUUU